AGGACGAGAAUGCUACUGGAUCAAUGCGGAGUUUCAGCGUCCAUUUAUUAUAAACGGUUUAAACACUUAAAACAGGAGAACAGACAGUCGAAGUCUGUGUAGUUAGCCUUUACUAGCAAUUCUUUGGAGCACAUUACACCAAUAAAAGAUGAUUCAGUAAAAAACGCAGUGAAAUUCGCAUCUCAUCGUGAAACGCCUGGAAACAAAAGCAGAUGAUGUGACAAUUUGGUCAGAACGUCUAAUGAGGAGCUGGAGAACAUUUAUAGUGUGUUUAUGAUAUAAAAACAAACAAACAAAAAAAAAACACGCGAAACCAGUAUAGGUUUGUGUAUUUCUUGUUUUUCCACCAUGUCCAGUGUCAUCCUCACGUUUCAGUCACAGCUGUCCGGGGUCAUGGAGACCGUUUUUAAAGCUGCCAUGUUUGAGAUCACCCGGCUGGUGGAGGAGAGUUUCGUGAAUGAAGUGUCUCGCAGUCGAGAACAGGUGGAGACUCUGAAGAAAAGACUGCAGUGGAGCGAGUCCAGACGGAAAAAUCAAGAGACAAGUGACAGGAGACUGACGUGUACAGAGUGUGGAAAACCCCGUUCAUCUAACGAGGAAAGAGUAGACAUUUCAUCACAAGAAUCAGAAAAUCAAAGCAGUCUCAAACAGGAGACAGUUGUGGAGGGAAGCUGGCGAAGCUGUGAUUUGAAGACUACUGACAUACCUUUAGUAAAAGAGAGAUCAGAAGACCAAACCAGCCUCAGGAACACAGAAGAGUCUGUAGAUACAGAUGACAAGAAACUGGACUGCAUACUAAAAGAAGAGGCUUUUUAUGCCACUGCUGAUAAUAAGGAGCUUCAGGAUGGGUGGACACUGGAUACUGAAGGACCUGAGACAUCUGAUUUCUCGGCACACAGUUUCAGUGAGCGGGAGCUGCAGCAGAUUCAGGAUGACUGGAGCUCUGGACUUGAUCAGACCACUGACAAUGAGCCUUAUGCAGAUAUUGUAGAUGUCCAAGGACUGCCAUACCGAACACGUUACAACACAGAGGAACUUUCGAGAUACAGUGUGCAUGAACUGAACAUGGGAGACCUGAACGGUCAAGAAAGAACAGAAGACACGUUGGGUAAUGCGGCAUUGGUAGGGCCCAUUCAAAAUAAGCAGGGCAUAGCUGAGGAAGUUGAAAGACAUCACAGCUCUUCCAUUAGGAGUAAGAGAGGAAAUAGAGGAUCUUUGCCAGCACAAGUUAACCCUGCGAGGAAAGAUGUGGACCGAGACAUGCACUGUUUGCUUAUUAAUGAAGAUGGCCACUUGCAGGACAUGAAUGUCCUCAUGGAAGCGGCUGAGCAUAGAGGACACUCUCUUUAUGUUGGGGACACAGCUAAUGAUGCCACUGGACUUUAUAAGGGAAAUGCAUUCAAUAUCUCUCUAGAUUGUAAAGAUGGACAAGUUUUAGGAGACAAUCGGGCUUCUCUGAAUGGCAACCCGCUCUCCUACCGAGUCAGUUCAAGUGCAGCAUACACCUGUAACCAGUGUGGGAAGAAUUUCACCCUGGCCUGCAACCUAAAAGUCCACCAACGUGUCCACCAGCGGGAAGGUCUCCAUCUGUGCAGUCACUGUGGGAAAGGUUACUCGUCCUUCAGUGACCUGCGUACACACCGAUGUAGUCAGACCGGAGACAAGCCUUACACCUGCACGCUUUGCGGGAGCAAGUUCAGUCGACUUUGGAACCUCAAGCUGCACAAACGCAUUCACACGCAGGAGAAACCGCACAAGUGUACUUUGUGCAGUAAGAGCUUUACUCGGGCAGAUAUCUUGAAAGUACAUCAACGGACCCACACAGGAGAAAGACCGUACAGCUGUGGUAUCUGUGGACAGAGCUUCAAACGACCAGACCACCUUAGGUCACAUCAGCGCAAACAUGGUGCCGAUCUGAACAAUGCUUGAAAAAAAGACUCCUUACAACCUUACUUUUUUGUUGUUGUUUUGACUUUGAAAUUGUAGUGUCAGAAACCCUAAAUUGAAUUUUACAUGAUUUUACUAUUUUCUAAGAUGUUUUGAAGUUACAUUAUAAAUAAUGUGUCCAGCUUUGUAUUAGAUGAAAAUUUUAAUAUUGGUUGAUAAACAAAAAGUUGUUUAUUCAUUCUCAUCUACACUAUUUAAAAGGAUCUUCCAUUGCUCAUCCAUUGACUGUGUCUUAGUAGGUGGGGUGAUAAAGUAAUACUGAAAGUGAAAAAUUUUAAAGUAAAAAGUUUAUUUUAAUGUCACCAAAUAUGUGUAAUAAAACUUAUGGUAAAACAUGCAAUGUGCCAUUUGUCACAUGCCAUUUUAGUCCAGUUCUCUGUUUCAGCAUUUUUGUUGUUGUUUGAUAUAAUCCUCCAGCUGUUUAUUACAAAAGGUUGAUCAUUUAUUUAUAUUCAAAACAUUCUUGACAAUGCAGAACUCAAUGCUGCAGUGCAAAUAAUGCACAUUUCUAUGCAUGCUGUAUAAUAUUUCUCCUUAUUUGAGAAAAUAUAUAAUGUAAUGAUACUCUUUAUUUAUUUUUUUAUGUAAUGAAAAACCUGAUAAUAUCAAGGAAAUUUAAACUUGUGAUUUCCAGGCCUUGAAAAUGCAUUAAACACAUUUCACUCGUUAGAGCUCGUUAUGCAUGCAACGUCUAUAGAAUAAUAAUAACAAAAUAUUAUUCAUUAUUCACCAAGGACUAGAAAAAUUAUUGAAAGUUAUGGAAUUAUUUGGUCAUAAAGUGUGGGAAC
This is a messenger RNA of Xyrauchen texanus (razorback sucker), 2735 nucleotides long. RefSeq lists its product as uncharacterized. The record is from RefSeq and is a predicted model, not a curated record. Gene Ontology annotation, cellular component: nucleus. The coding region runs from base 349 to 1929 and encodes 526 amino acids. The transcript is spliced from 4 exons. NCBI's taxonomy places the organism in Eukaryota, Metazoa, Chordata, Actinopteri, Cypriniformes, Catostomidae.